CUAUUAUCGAUCGUUUUUCCUAGGCUGUGCAUUUUGUUCCGCUUUCAAAACUCCCCUCAGCUCUGGAGACGGCGAACCUGCUGGUCCUGCACGUGUUCCGGUCUUCGCCUUGCCCGCUGGAUAUAUUUUGAGUUCCCCUUUUUUGACAAUAAACCGUGGAUUGUCCGUACUGUCUCUGCAUCCGGGGUCCAAACUAACAUUUCCGCUAACCGUAACAAAAAACUGGCAUGAAUGGGCAUUAACACAACGUCUGAGAAGGACGUUGUGCAUAAGUAUACAAAAUAUUUGUAUCUCAAGAGGCCUAAAUAUCUGUACUAAUGUGAAUGACUUGGCCCUGUCUGAUCACUACUGUGUCUUUUUCUCUGCUUCCAUAUACCCACAAACAAGCAGCAGACCACUGAUGGUAGAAAAAAUAAUUAUUGACAAGAACACAAGUGUCGUUAUCGAGCAAGCUUUAUCAUCAUCCACAAAUCUGACACAGGGUUCUGUAGGCCAAAAUGAUCUAAUGGACAAUAUUUAACUCAAGGAUGAUUCGGAUUAUGGAUCAAAUUGCUCCAGUAAGGACUAAAACAGUCUAAAACAAACUGGUGUCCCCAUGGAUGAAAAACACAAUGGUUAAAAACUUCAAAAAGAAUGAGGGAAAACGGAAAAAAAAAGGAAGUGGAGCAAAACCAAACUUCAUUUCCACCAUCAGAUACACAAAGAUAUGCUGCGUAGAUAUAACUCAGAAAUAUGCAAGGCAAGGCGGUCUUUUUUCUCCAACACCGUAAAUAGAGAUAUGAACAAUGCUCGGGUAUUCAGUUGUGGAAAAGUUAACAAAUCCCCCUCACAACUAUGCCUGAGCUUGCUACAAUUAGCAAAUGCAAUGAGUUUGCAAACUUUUGAAGGGUAAAAUUUAUCAGGCAGAAUAUUUCGUCUCAAUUAGAAAAAGGCAAACCUUGAACCACUUAUAAAGACUUGAACAAUUAAUGUCAUGUCAGAGUUUAUUUUAAUUGAUUCUGAAACUCUUGAAAAAAUGUGUGAAGCCUCAGCUCUUCCACCUGCUUUAGAUACUCUGCCCUCCAACUUCUUAAUAUCUGUUCUUCACCUCUUGACAGCUGCUUCAAAUCAUCAAUACAUCGUUGCAGAAUGGCUUGUUCCCUAAAUCACUGAAUACAGCUGUUGUCAAGCCCCUACUUAAAAAGAAAAAUGUGAUUCCCUCUAUCUUAAACAACUAUGACAAAUAUGCAACUAACCAUUCAUUGGCAAAGUCAUCAAUCUUUUAUUAUUAAAUCAACUAACCACAUUUCUGACACUAAAUAAUUACUUUGAUAUUUUCCGAUUAGGUUUUCGUUCUAAUCACAGUUCUGAAACAGCUAUAAUUAAGGUUACAAAUGACAUACGUGCAUGGAUGGACUGGGACAAUAAUCUUGCCCAAGACUUUGGGAUGGAGAGGCCUUUCAUGAGACCGCGGGAAUAGCGUGUGUAUAAUUGUGCCACUGUGUAAAAUAAUAGGAACUAGUACUUAACCGUGGAUAUGUGCUUUGCAAAUACAUGUCAAUGUUGGGAUGUGCGUGUGGUUAGAAAUGUGUGAGGACCACAGGGUAAUUAUAUAAGCAAUCUUGUCCAUGAAAAACUUCCAUGUGCCUACAAAGGGUGAACAAAUAGUGGAUUUGCAUCGGCAAAAAAUACUGAGCAGAACAAAGAAUCUUUCUUACAGCAUGUGACAUGCUGUACUGUUCUCCCUGAGCGUAGAGAGCUUUUAGCUCUCUACGUUAUCGCAGCAAGCCAAACUCAGAUAUAGCACACUUGGGCCAGGAUCGGAGCGUCUUGCUCCCUUUAUUUCCUCUUUUAUAUUGUGUCAAUACCACGAGUGAAACUGUAACAGAAACAACACAAAACCUUAGUUUCCCUUACAGCACAAGUUGCUAAUAAACAGAAUGGAAUGAACCUAGAAAGAAUAACUAGGACUACGCGCCGAAAGUGAGCCCGCUCAUAGCAACAAUAGGCUAAUCUGACGCAGGCGCACACUUUACAUUAGCUCAUUAUCUAGUUAACUAAACAUCACGUUUUUAGAAUACUAGACAUCUUCAUACAUUACAUACUGCAUUAAAAACGUACAGCCAUUGCUUUCAUGACCGUGAGAAGGGAAGAGAACAUUCACCAAAUGACCGACUGUCUUUCUUACUGAGCUACAGUUGCAACAAGUAUAUACAUCACGUAACCUAUUUUCGUAUUUUCCUGUGACUUCAGAGGAAGGUAAACGGGAAGUGACCCUGCUGUGUGUCAGGCUGAGUCAAUCAGAUUCGACUGAACACGGAGCAGACCGACUGUCUUUCUUACUGAGCUACGGUUGCAACAAGUAUAUACAUCACGUAACCUACUUUAAGGGUGCACUCACACUAGGCCAUCUGGCCUAGUGUGACUUCAUGUCAAAGAUGAUCUGAAGAUAUUCAUUCAUGCCUUUAUCUGCUUGACUACUGCAAUGGCCUCUUUACAGGCCAGAACUCUCACAAAAACAAAAAGAACCAACCAUAUUACCCCAAUACUAAAAUCCCUACACUGGCUCCCAGUUUAUUACAGAAUCAUUUUCAAAGUGCUGCUGCAGGUUUUUCAAAUCUUUAAAUGGGAUAGCACCCGACUAUAUAGCUGAUUUGCUAUAUAGUGAUAGAUACCAUCAAGACCACUGAGAUCGAAAUGUGCAGAUUAAACCAGGCAGAACAAAACAAGGUGAACCGGCUUUUUUCUGUUAUGUCUAGUAAACUUCCUGAACACAUAAAAGUGCCCCCACAGUUCCCAUGCUCUUUUACCUAUUUUUUUUUAAUGUAUGCCUACCUGCACUUUUAACCUCCCUCUGAAUUCUUACUUUAUAUAUUAUUAUUUGUAUAUUUCUACACUAUGAUUUUUUAUGCUUACACUUGCCUUUUUUGAUUGUAUUGUUUAUUUUGUUUUAAAAAUAUAUCUUUUGAUAAGCACAUUGAGUUGCACUUGCGUAUGAAAUGUGCUAUAUAAAUAAACUUACUGCAGAUCAAAACUGACCUUACCGUACCUAUCUGUUAACUUACUUUCCAAACCCUAGGUUAUGGUUUGCCCUAACCCUAAGCUACUAACCUAAUUUCCUGUUAACCUACUUUUCGAUGUUGUAGUAUGAAAGCCUCUCCCCUCCCCUUUAUGUGUCUCAAUAGGACCAACUCGGUUACUUGAUGCACUUGACUCCGUGUGUAGGUUUUCAGCUCCGAGCGUGCUCAUCCUCCAGUCGGUGCGCAUGCAAGCAGAAUGGAAGGUGGACUGUCAGUAGAUUAGACACGUCGUCGUCAAAGAAGUGGGGAUAACAGGAACGAAAAGCGAGGCAACAGAAAGAUGCCCUCAUUUGGAAGAGCAGGUUUGAUACUGCUGCUGUCUCUUGUUAUCUUCAGUGGAAUAGGCUUCCGCUGGCUCUCUUCAUAUGAUAUGGUAGAGGUCAAGAUUGAAGCCCCGAUGAAAAAGUGGUCCCCGCCCACUGGUCAAGUGAAGCUUGCGGCUUCCUGCACUUGCCCAGCGAAGUCACAUGAUCUGGCAGGGAGCAUUCCCACUGCCAACCGAGAAGACAUUCAGAAACGACGGGCAGAGGAGUACAAGAAGCACCAGGCUAGAACAAGCUCCAUUUUGAACACACUCCUCUUUGCUCCAUCCAACUCUCCACUGCAGUAUCCCAUUCAGGGUUUCACAGUACGCCCCUUGGUCCCCACUCUUAUUCCAGGUUUAGCGUUGCACGGGGUUCAAAGAAGCAGCUAUAAGGUAUCACUACAGGUCACCAAAGGUGUCCUCAGUCUAGGGAGCCAGAGUGAAGCACUAAGUGUCAAAGGUGGCGGAAAGAAAAUGCUGGUCUUGGAGAAGCUCAGCUUAGAGGAACUCAACAAACUUCUGGCGAAGGUCACCUACACCAUUCCUGUGUACCACAUACACACCGGAGACCUGGUUCACUUCUCGUUUGAGCUUCAUGAAGCUGUGUUCCCCAUCGCCAUUCGGCAACCAACCGUACCUGUUCUAUUCGACAUGGGAACAAACAUUAGCGACCAAGUGACAGUCACCACCAAGACCUUUAUGCGUUACAAAGAGUUGAAGGUCCUCAUAAGAAGCCUCAGGCAAUUCUACAAAGACGUGGUGCUCAUCGUAGCCGAUGACAGCUUUACUCCAGAAAAGAUCACAGAAGAAAAUGUUCUGCAAUACAUCAUGCCUGGGGGACAGGGAUGGUUUGCCGGCAGAACCCUGGCUGUCUCUCAAGUCACCACCAAGUACUUUCUUUGGGUGGAUGACGACUUUCUAUUCACUGAGAAAACAAAGAUAGAGGAUCUGGUGGAGGUGAUGGAGGCAACACCAGAGUUGGAUGUGGUUGGGGGUUCGGUUUCUGGGAACCAGUUCUACUUCUCCAUCGCCUAUGAGGAAGGCGAUGGAGUCACUGGAGGCUGUAUGGACAGGAAGUCCAACAUAAAGUUCCAAUCACUACCAAAUUACCCACAAUGCUCCAUAGUCAAUGGGGUGGUCAACUUCUUCCUGGCUCGUACCGACGCUGUGAAUCGAGUGAGAUUUGACCCCAAGCUGAAGAGAGUGGCACAUUCAGAAUUCUUCAUGGAUGGUCUUGGCCAGUUGAUGGUUGCUUCGUGUGGCCAUGUUUCCAUUGGCCAUCAGCCGAGAGGGGCCCAUGCUCAAUAUAAUCAGUUCAGACACCCUGGAAAGGGUGAUGUGCAGUAUAAACUACAGCUGCACUACUACAAAAACCAUCUACAAUGUCUCCACUACGGAUAGGAAGAAUCCCGACGGAUCCAUUCGCUAUAAGAGAAAGUUAUCUUCCAGUACUAUGCAUGUUUUCCCAUAAACAACCACUAUUGGCUUGAGUUGUUGCCACAGUAAUAGCUUAAUCAUUUUCAGGGUUAGGGUUAGGUUUAUGUUGUAUAGAUAUUUAUAUCUCUGUCUUUCAGCAAAUUUCUGUAGAAAAGUGACAUAGUGCGGGUUUAAAGCUGUAGUAUGUAAUUUUGUUUCAUUAAUGCUUUUUUUUUAUUUAGAAGUAAAGACACUUAUGUAAAAAAGACACUGGUAAAAGUACUGAUUCAGCCUCUUUAUUGAUGUAAAUCUCCCUUAAAUAAGGCCACGGAUUUGGAAUGUCUUGUCACUGCUCUAAAUCUGCUCCGUCUGCAUUGUUUGCUGGUUUACUUUUAUCCAUCCUCAAUCAUCAGCUACUAAUUCUCCAAUAGAUGCCAUUUCUCUGCCAGGAAGUCUCCCUCGCCCCCCUUCGAAUAUAAUCACUGAUGGUGUGGGAUAAUUGAACUGUACCCUUAGAAGGAUAUUAAUCAAUAUCUUGCCUUAUGUGCUAUAUGAAUAGGUUCUUGCUUCUUUGAAAUCAUUGAAUUGUCAUUGAAUGUUCCGUGCCAGCAGUAUUUAGUAAUAUUCAGGCCUGGGGACCAAUGUGAAACCAAGGCAGCUUCACCCAGAGGGAUUCAGAUAGACAAAGCGUCGAUACGGUUUGUAUAAGGACAGGUUACAACUCUGGUAUGAAGAGUUUGCAAAGGUGUCUCCACGGCUUUAAUAAACAAGAUUGUCAUGUACGUUCUUUGUCUUCA
Gadus chalcogrammus (walleye pollock) is the source of this 5576-nucleotide messenger RNA. Its product is annotated as beta-1,4 N-acetylgalactosaminyltransferase 2-like. Gene Ontology annotation, biological process: UDP-N-acetylgalactosamine metabolic process; UDP-N-acetylglucosamine metabolic process. The record is from RefSeq and is a predicted model, not a curated record. The transcript is spliced from 13 exons. Lineage: Eukaryota; Metazoa; Chordata; Actinopteri; Gadiformes; Gadidae. The coding region runs from base 3340 to 4764 and encodes 474 amino acids.